Panicum virgatum (switchgrass) is the source of this 648-nucleotide messenger RNA. RefSeq names its product ethylene-responsive transcription factor ERF015-like. Gene Ontology annotation, biological process: positive regulation of DNA-templated transcription; response to stress. NCBI's taxonomy places the organism in Eukaryota, Viridiplantae, Streptophyta, Magnoliopsida, Poales, Poaceae. The record is from RefSeq and is a predicted model, not a curated record. The coding region runs from base 1 to 648 and encodes 215 amino acids. Gene Ontology annotation, molecular function: transcription cis-regulatory region binding; DNA-binding transcription factor activity. The transcript is spliced from 2 exons. Gene Ontology annotation, cellular component: nucleus.
AUGCAGACACUCGCCGGCUCCUUCACCACACUCGUCAGUGAGCAAGCUCCGCCGCGUGUCGACUCAUGGCCGCCUAUAAAUCCUCCGCCCCCCGUUCUCACUCGCCUCUCGCACCGCUCGGGGCUCCUCUUCUACCUCGCUCUUGCGUGUUUCUUGGUUCUUGCAGGCUUGCAGUCCGGCCGGUGGGCGGCGGAGAUCCGCGUGCCCACCACCCGCGAGAAGCUGUGGAUCGGCACGUUCGGGAGCGACCGGCUGGCGGCGCUCGCCUACGACGCCGCCGUCUUCUGCUUCUACGGCGAGGACCUGCCCAAGACGCGCAGGUUCAACUUCCCCGUCGCGCCGCGCCCCGACGUCCCCAAGAUCCUGCGCGGCCAUCUCAGCGUUGCCAGCGUGAAGUCGAUCGCCGAGUAUCAUGCCCGCACCGUCGACGCCCUCCUCCCGCCGGUGUGCGACGCGGCCGCAGCUCUGGCGGCGGCGGCGGCCGCGGCUGGUCCUCCUGCCGGCGCUACUACUGCUUUAUACCAUGGCGCCCCGACCGCCAUGGCUGACAACAACCUCGUCGUGGCAAGUGCUGUUGAAGACGACCAAUUCUCCUUCGACCCCGACGUGAUCGCCGGUUUGAUGGGCCUUGUGCCCGGCGAGUACUGA